AUGGUGCUCUCCGAUCUCGGCAGGCGCAUCAACAGCGCCUUUCAAGACCUCUCCAAAGUGCCUACCGUCGAUGCUGCCUCGAUCGAUCAACUCCUCAAAUCCGUCUGCAACGCGCUCAUCGAAGCGGAUGUCAACGUCAAGCUUGUCGCCAACCUCCGUUCUCAAGUCAAAUCUCAAGUCACUGCUCUGCUCAACGACAAAACAAACGCCAAUUGGUCCGAUGCACAGCGUCGUCAGCGUGUUCAAAAAGCUGUCUUUGACCAUCUCGUCGCCCUCGUCGACCCGCUCCAUGGCCAGACCAAAACCGACGACGACUCAGGUGCUGUUGUCGCUUCCGCAAAUGCCGGUCCAGGCGAUAUUUUCAAGCCAAAGAAGGGCAAACCGAACGUCAUCAUGUUCGUAGGUCUUCAAGGUUCUGGUAAGACAACUUCGUGUACGAAGCUGGCGCUCUACUAUCAGAAGCGUGGUUUCAAGACGGGUCUUGUCUGCGCAGAUACCUUUCGUGCCGGCGCCUUUGAUCAACUCAAGCAAAAUGCUAGCAAGAUCAACGUCCCCUUCUACGGAAGUUACACCGAAACCGAUCCCGUCGCCAUCUCGGCCGCUGGUGUCGCUAGCUUCAAACAGAACCGUUUCGAAGUCAUCAUCGUCGACACCUCGGGUCGUCACAAGCAGGAGCAAGAGCUGUUUGACGAAAUGCGAGAGAUCGACACUGCCGUCACUCCGGAUCUCACCAUUAUGGUGCUCGACGCCAACAUCGGUCAAGCGGCUGAAGCGCAAUCCCGCGCGUUCAAGCAAGCCGCCGGGUACGGUGCCAUCAUCGUCACCAAGCUCGACGGCCACGCCAAAGGUGGUGGUGCCAUCUCGGCCGUCGCCGCUACCAAAACACCCAUCAUGUUUAUCGGUACCGGUGAACAUGCUGCCGACUUGGAACCUUUCCGUGCUCAACCGUUCAUCUCCAAGCUACUCGGAAUGGGCGAUAUCAGCGGGCUGAUGGACAAGAUGGAAGAGAUGCAAAUGAACGGUGGCCAGGAACGUCAACAAGAGAUGCUCAAGAAGAUCGGUCAAGGUGGUAUCUUUAGCAUUCGCGAUUGGAGGGAGCAGCUCUCCAACAUCAUGGGCAUGGGUCCGUUGAGCAAGAUUGCAGGCAUGAUUCCAGGGAUGGGGCAGAUGCUGAGUGGCGCGGGUGGCGAUGAUGAGGCUGCCGGGAGCAAAAUGAAACGUAUGAUGUUUAUCACGGAUGCUAUGACGGCGGAGGAGCUCGAUAGCGAUGGGAGAAUGUUUUACGCUCCGAUUCGAUCCAAGAAGCCGCCCGCCGAUACAAAGCAAGUCGCUGUUGCCGAGAGCUCUACCGCCGCUGCAAAGAGCAAGAAGAAGAAGAAGCCUCAGUCCAAGGUUCGCAUGACCGCGCGCGCUCGUCGCGUAGCUCGUGGCUCCGGAACCUCGGUGAAAGAAGUCGAAGAGUUCCUCAUGCAGUACCGAAUGGUGGCCAACAUGUGCAAGCGCGUGGGCAAGGCGGGUCUGUUCAAGCAGAUGCAAGGUGGUGCGGGUGGCAAAGGCAAGAUGCCAACGCCAGGCAUGCUGCCUCCUGGCAUGUCGCGCGAGCAGGUCAUGCAGAUGCAGAACGCGCUACCGCCCGAGAUCAAAGCGCAACUACGCCAACCCGGAGGCCGCGAAAAGCUUUUGCAACAGAUCCAGUCCGGAAACAUGCCAGAAGGUCUAGCCGCUCUCGGCGGAGGCGGUCUCGGUGGCCUCGGCGCUCUCGCAAACAUGAUGGGCGGCACCGGCGCAGGCGGUAUGCCAGACAUGUCUCAACUCGCAAGCAUGAUGCACGGCAUGGGCGGCGCCGGCAUGGGCGGCAUGAUGAACAUGAUGAAAAACAUGAUGCAAGGCGCCACCCCAAGCCCUCCACCACGUUAA
Molecule: messenger RNA, 1917 nt
Organism: Mycosarcoma maydis (corn smut)
Lineage: Eukaryota; Fungi; Basidiomycota; Ustilaginomycetes; Ustilaginales
Product: putative signal recognition particle subunit protein
Exons: 1
Coding region: 1-1917 (638 amino acids)
Biological process (GO): SRP-dependent cotranslational protein targeting to membrane; SRP-dependent cotranslational protein targeting to membrane, translocation
Cellular component (GO): signal recognition particle, endoplasmic reticulum targeting; cytosol
Molecular function (GO): 7S RNA binding; GTP binding; endoplasmic reticulum signal sequence receptor activity
Source: RefSeq, a predicted model, not a curated record